Molecule: messenger RNA, 1870 nt
Organism: Botrytis sinoallii
Lineage: Eukaryota; Fungi; Ascomycota; Leotiomycetes; Helotiales; Sclerotiniaceae
Exons: 4
Coding region: 1-1293 (430 amino acids)
Biological process (GO): fatty acid biosynthetic process
Molecular function (GO): 3-oxoacyl-[acyl-carrier-protein] synthase activity
Source: RefSeq, a predicted model, not a curated record
AUGCGACGCGUUGUAGUAACAGGCCUUGGAGCCAUAACACCAUUGGGUGUAGGAAUCCGACCUACAUGGAGUCGUCUUCUCGCAGGAAAUUGUGGUAUAGUUUCGCUACCCACGAAUUAUUUCGAAACCUCACAACGAGAAAGUCUUCCCAGCACAAUAGCUGGUCUUGUGCCAACUGGUAACAAUGCGAAGGAUUCAUGGCGAGCUACAGAUUGGUUAGAGAAAGGAGAAGAUUCACGAAUGGCCAAAUUUACACAAUAUGCAAUAGCAGCUACGGAAAUGGCACUCCAGGAUGCAGGAUGGAAACCACAAAAACAAGAGGAUAAAGAAUCUACUGGUGUUUGCCUUGGCAGUGGUAUUGGGGGAUUGGAUGAGCUUUAUACUGCUAGCAACAAUUAUUCUAGAAUGGGCUACAAAUCGGUAUCCCCAUUCUUCGUACCAAAACUCCUCAUAAAUCUCGCGGCAGGUCAUAUAUCAAUGAAAUAUGGAUUUGAAGGUCCGAAUCAUGCAGUCACAACCGCUUGCACAACUGGCGCACAUGCGAUUGGCGAUGCAUCUCGAUUUAUUGCUUUCGGAGAUGCAGAUGUGAUGGUAGCUGGUGGUUCUGAGUCUUGUAUACAUCCAUUAGCUUUUGCCGGCUUUGCUAAAGCUCGUUCACUUGCUCGCAAAUAUAAUGACAACCCCGAAUCAUCAUCCCGUCCAUUCGAUCGAGAUAGAUGUGGUUUUGUUAUUGCAGAAGGUGCUGGAGUCGUUGUCUUAGAGGAAUUGGAACAUGCUAAGGCUCGCGGAGCUGAAAUAUAUGCCGAAAUACGUGGAUAUGGUUGUAGUGGUGAUGCACAUCAUAUCACUGCUCCGAAGGAAGAUGGAGCUGGCGCAUUCUUGGCGAUGAAAAGAGCUCUUAAGAAUGCUGGAAUUUCACCUCGAGAAGUUGAUUACAUUAAUGCUCAUGCUACAAGUACGCCUUUAGGUGAUGCUGCCGAAAAUGCUGCUAUCACAAGAUUGAUGCUUGGGGAGGAAGGGCUUGAUACCGCAAGUCAGAUUUCAGUCAGUAGUACCAAAGGUGCUAUUGGACAUUUGCUAGGUGCAGCUGGUGCAGUGGAAGCUAUUUUUUCAAUCUUGGCUGUGAAAGAGAACAUACUUCCACCCACACUCAAUCUAUAUAAUCCAGAUGAGAACAUGAAUUGCAAUUAUGUCCCUUUCUCGGCACAAGAAAAAGAAGUCAAGGUUUCAGUAUCUAAUAGCUUUGGCUUUGGUGGUACGAAUGCUUCACUCGCCUUCUCAAAGUACAGCUGAGAUGUCGAACGUAAUCGACUUCAUUCAAGUUCGUUCCAAUUUCGACAAGCAUAAACUUGAGGUGUUCCGACCCAGGUUAUGUCAGGAUCUUUUCUAUAUGGUCCUGAUGGAUCCAGAGUCAAAUCGCCUGCGCAUCGUAUAAUUUCUCGAUUUGGUCAAUGCAAUUAUCCGGGUUUACAUAAAUGGUCAAUAUGAUGCAUCGCUGUUAGACUUGAAAAUACCAACGGACAACCUUGUUGUUUUAGUAAAUUACUAUUCCAGUCGUGAUCGGCAUAAUUGCCCGGCAUAGUAUCAACGUGGACUCUGGUAAUAAAGUAAGGAGGAUCUCAACCAAACAAUGUAAGGAAUGUAUAACUUUAAGUCUAUAAAAUUGUCAGUCAAUAUUGACAUUGGAUGUGUGAAGUUUCAUACUCAAGAUAGUAUUCAUCGUUUAGUUUAAAUGGACUUUUUAAUAGAGUCAGUUCUUCGGUAUCUUGCGUAUCUUUCUUUCUUAUGCUAGCUGUGAUUGUCCACCUGCCUUCUUGAAAUCCACGAGAAUUCGAGAUUUCACGUGCGGACAAUGAGUCCUUAGUUAAAG